AACGCUAUAUUUUUUAAAAAUGCAGGUAUAUUAAUCGUUAAAAUGGUGACUAUAAAAGUGAGCUUCCUUUAUUUAAUAACCAUUGUCUUUGCUUCUCUAUACUUCUGCACUGCUGCAGACGAAACAAAAGAACAACCAGAACAACCAGAACAGCCAGCAGUUGAAAACACAAUCACUGAAGUAAAACCAGAAGAGAACGAACCAAAAAACGCGACAAAAGUUGAAAAUGUUAUUCCCAGCGUCCAUAACCACACCUUGGACAAAGUUCCAGGUUUUUUUAACAUGGAGAAUAAUUAUCCGAUGCUAAAACGAGGAUUUUAUGUCAUGUUAGUGGCAAUGUCACUAAUGAUGGUGUAUAUGGUGGUGAAAUAUUACAGAACCAAAAAGCGCAAAACUAAACGCUAUGGACUCCUUGGUUCAAAGAACGAAAAUAUUGAGUUAAAUGCUCUUCAAAGUGAUUCUGAAGACGACUAUACGGUGUUUGAGGCAAAAACCUUUCAUUGAAAUGAUGUUCAUUUUUAUGGGUGUACAAAGAAGCAGAAAGUGAGGAAAAUCACACGAAUAACACACCAACAUUGUUUUAUUCAUCGUCAUUGGAGAAAAUGUUUUUUAUUCAUCGUCAUUGGAGAAAAACAUUUUACUGCAGUCAUAAAUUGUCUCAUUUUAUCUAUGCCAGAGUCUAGGCUUAGUUUUGGUCUUUUUGUUGUCGUAUUUUGUGUAAUUUUUAAUACAAUUUCUUCCUAUUAUGUAGCUUGGGCAAUUUAGAACAAUAUGUAUAUAUAUUUAUACACUAUGCUGAAACCUGUAUGGCAAAUUGUGGGGUAAAAGAUUGAAAAGUACAUUUUUGUUUUAUUUAAUAUGAACCAGUGGCGAAAAAGCUUAACCUCAGCUGGGCAAAAGCAGUUCAUAUCACUUUUUUCAUGCUUUAAUAGUUCAUAAUUUGUUAACUGAUAACAUUUUUUGAAAAAAACUUUUUUUUAUCAGUGUGGCCUAUUUUGCCCUGUGGAUGUAAAACACUGCUGGUAAAAAGUUUUACAAAUGUAUUUUUUGUUUAUCAAGUAUGGUAUUCAUUGAUGUAUUCAUCAUGCAUGGCAUAUGUUUUCUAAGCUACCUGCAUGUUUUAACACACAAGGUUAGUUAAUAGUUUGCAAUAGUUGUCUCGUAAUUUAACCGCACUGUGUAGAUGUAAUUGUGGAAACUUUUUUACGACAAAAGUUCCCUAUUGUGCACCAGUUAUUAUAUUGAUUAUAAACUUAUGUAUAAUGGAUGUUACUGUUUAUUUUAAUGUGUUUAUCAUUUUUUUAUGGUCAAGUAUAGCUUAGCAUAUACCAAUAUUGAAACAGUAAGCUUGGUUAAAAUUAAAAUGUAAAACUCUGUGGAAUGAA
Molecule: messenger RNA, 1385 nt
Organism: Ciona intestinalis (vase tunicate)
Lineage: Eukaryota; Metazoa; Chordata; Ascidiacea; Phlebobranchia; Cionidae
Source: RefSeq, a predicted model, not a curated record